UCAGGCUGCCAGAAGAGGCGUGGCUAAUCCUAGACACUCCCACAUGUUCCCAGUUACUGCCUCACACAGUGCAAGAGUCACUGGGAUUCCUAGAAGAAUGACCGGAGAUAGGAGUCUUUCCAUCUUCCUCCUCUUUAUGCUGCAGUUCCCCCUUCUGCAGGGAGCCAAGAUCUUGACAAUAUGUUUUGUGGGUGGAAGUCAUUAUCUGUUGAUGGAUGAAAUCUCCCGUGUUCUACAUAGCAACGGCCAUGACGUGCGAAUGUUCCUCCAGUUCGGGGAGGGCAUGCUCCCAGGUUAUGAGCUGCCACCCAGCCCUUAUCCAGUCUCCACGUUUUCACUUGAUGAGAAAUAUCUGAAGGAAUACCAACGGCUUUUUACUGAGCACCAGAAAGAUUAUCUUGUCGGCAGAGGUGGACUCCAGUCUGUCCUAGCAUUUAUGGGCGAACUGACGUACCAGUGCAACAUCACAUUACACCAGUCAGAUAUCUUAAACUUCUUAAGGAAAGAGAAAUAUGACAUCGCAGUGGUAGACGCAUUUAAUCCAUGCACUUUUCUGGUCUGUGAGAAGUUGGGAAUUCCCUACAUUGCAAUCUUUCCAGGAGGCUUUGGCAAUGCCUUACGUGUGAGAAUUCCCACUCCACUGUCAUAUGUUCCACUAUUCCAGACUCAGCUCACUGACCGCAUGGAUUUCUUUGGACGUUUGAAAAACACUUUAAUGUUUUUGGCAUCUCACAUAGUGGAGAAGAAAAUCGACUCGCUGUUUGACAGUGUGAUUGAAGAACAUUUUCCAGUUGGGUCCAGACCAUCCAUAGUUGACCUGCACCUGAAAGCCGAGCUGUGGAUAUAUAAUGUAGACUUUACUACUGAGUUUGCUCGCCCGCUGCUGCCUCACGUUCAGUAUAUUGGGGGAAUAUUGGCCAAACCUGCAAAACCUCUAUCGCAAGAACUGGAAGACUUUAUAGCAGAGUCCGGGGAGUCUGGCUUUAUUGUAGUGACGCUGGGUUCUAUGAUAAGUUCAAUCCCAUUAGUGGAGUUUGUAAAGGAGAUGAAUGCUGGAUUUGCUAAAAUUCCUCAGAAAGUUAUCUGGAGAUUCCAGAGGUCACAGUGGCCAGAAGAAGUAGAAACUGCUCCUAAUGUGAAAAUCAUGGACUGGCUGUCCCAGAAUGAUCUCUUAGGACACCCUAAAUUCCGUCUCUUGGUGACACAUGGAGGACUGAAUAGUGUGAUGGAGGCAGUGUACCACGGAGUUCCUGUUUUGGGGAUCCCACUUUUUGGGGACCAGUAUGAAAACGUGAUCCGAGUUAAAGCGAAAAACAUGGGAACAUUUAUUCCACCUGAUCAACUGAAGUCUGAAAACUUUGCACAAACUAUUCUGGAAGUCAUAGAAAAUAAAAGCUACAAAGAAUCAGCAAUGAAGCUGAGCGCCAUCAGGAAAUCUCUCCCAUUCCCUCCAGACCAGCAGUUAUUACGGUGGGUGGAGCACAUCAUCCAGUCAGGAGGAGGCGGCCAUCUUCAUCCCUAUUCUUAUCAGCAGCCCUGGUAUCAGCAGUAUCUGCUGGAUGUCAUUUUAUUCAUCAGCGUCUGUCUCACUGUGACGCUCUACCUCAUUGUGACAUUAUUCAGGGUUCUCAUCAGGAAACUGCUCUCUCCUGGGAAACACAAACAACAUUAGCGCUAUACAGCUGCCGGUUUGUGACACAGCGUCGACACCAAGGUCACAUGGAGGGGGCUGCGCUGCUGACACAGAUGUGACGUUUCUGCAAGAUGGCUGUGAAUGAUAAUAAACUGGUGCAAGUGUCAUUGAGUGACAUCAUUGUUAGACUGUUCUGGGGAUUGCAGACAUUAAUCUUCAUGCUCCAUAAUAGGAUGACGAUGUACUAAGGCAAACAUGGGGGAGAGAGUGACACGUUUAUACUCUUCCCUCCAUAUUGGUCUCUUCUCCAUCACUCAGCGCGGCUAUCUGCCAGGGGGUGUGCCCAGAGGAGGAACAGGCGCAGCAAUGUGACUGUUACCAUUCAGUGUUUGUGCCGCUCUUUUCCUUCCUCCAUGUCCCAAUAUCUCCCACUACAUCAGCUUAUGCUCCGUAUUAUAUAUACAGUGCUGCCCUGUUCCUCUGCCAACCACGUUAGUGCCAGUGUUUGGAGCUCCAGUCAGAUGCUCUAAGUCACGUGAUUUACAUGUGGAUGUGAUGUAUUAUUGUGGUUCUCCUGUAUGGACAUGCUAUAUCUUUGCCAAGUCUACCAUAAUGUAUAGGCUGCAUAUUUGUCAUUUGAUUUGCAACAAAUAGGGUUGAUUCUGAGUUGCCCGCUGCUGCAAUCGCUUUAGCGUCUUUGGCUGAAGUCGCAUCUGUAACUUAUUGCUAAUUCUGCUGUCAGACAUUCUCCUGGUGUACAGCCGUGCGUCUGACUGGGCAAGGUCUGAGGCGCCCACUUUGAGCGUGUUCAGAUGCUAUAAUAGCGCUUGGUGCUACACCGAUGGAACUUAGACCAGCCCUAUGGUUAGUUCAGAUUUCCAUCUGAUUAUGGCUUCCAGGGUGAGAGAUUAAGUUUCUGUGUACGCAGCCAUGUCAGCAUCACACCAGUGACACCCAUAACACAUCCAUAACAUGGACCACUUUGUGCGUCUAAAUAGCCACCCCCCAGUCACUGCCUCUGAACGUCCAGCACGUUUCCAAUUAAUUUCUGAUACCGUGCGUCUCAAUAGCAACUGCGCCUCUGUUCGUACUGUACACACUGUGGGACCACGCAUGCGCUGUAUGAGAGCUUAAGGAAUUUCGCUCACACAUAGCAAACCUAUUGCUCAACUCUGCAUUGCGUACGGCUCAGGAUGAGGCCUAUAAUGUGCUGUGUUGUACAGGCGAGGUAAACUCUAAUGCAUCCUCUAUCACAGUUCAUCAGUGAGGGGAAAAAAGUUUUAUUUCAGGGAUACAAUUCCAUAUUCACUAAAAAGUAGAUUUUUUAUUUUAUUUUUUGCAGAUUUUAAACCCGAUGUCAAUGUUGGUUGAUUAUUAAAGUCUAAAGUUGGUCCGUU
Pseudophryne corroboree (corroboree frog) is the source of this 3030-nucleotide messenger RNA. RefSeq names its product UDP-glucuronosyltransferase 3A1-like. The record is from RefSeq and is a predicted model, not a curated record. Bases 44 to 1672 code for a protein of 542 amino acids. Gene Ontology annotation, molecular function: glucuronosyltransferase activity. The transcript is spliced from 7 exons. Gene Ontology annotation, cellular component: UDP-N-acetylglucosamine transferase complex. NCBI's taxonomy places the organism in Eukaryota, Metazoa, Chordata, Amphibia, Anura, Myobatrachidae.